Toxorhynchites rutilus septentrionalis is the source of this 7045-nucleotide messenger RNA. It is a transcript of the gene Pi3K68D, whose product is annotated as phosphatidylinositol 4-phosphate 3-kinase C2 domain-containing subunit beta. The transcript has 12 exons. Gene Ontology annotation, molecular function: phosphatidylinositol binding; 1-phosphatidylinositol-4-phosphate 3-kinase activity; 1-phosphatidylinositol-3-kinase activity. The record is from RefSeq and is a predicted model, not a curated record. Bases 482 to 6286 code for a protein of 1934 amino acids. Gene Ontology annotation, cellular component: cytoplasm; plasma membrane; phosphatidylinositol 3-kinase complex. Lineage: Eukaryota; Metazoa; Arthropoda; Insecta; Diptera; Culicidae. Gene Ontology annotation, biological process: cell migration; phosphatidylinositol-mediated signaling; phosphatidylinositol 3-kinase/protein kinase B signal transduction.
AAGCUGACAUCACUGCGGAUGACAGCCCUCGAAUGCGAAAAGAAAAAAGUGGAAGGUGCAUUUUAAAAUGCUGUUUUUGCUGUGAAAUACGUAACUCUAGACGGGAAUUCAAGGAAAUUCGAGAAAUCAGGCGGAUUGGUACUCCCUUUCGUGCAUAAGUUGAUGCUCGCUGGAAGUUUUCUUCUUUUUUCUUCUGUUGCUGCCUAUCGGCAUUUGUGUGUUGGAGCUCUGCCUCGUGCCCCAUUAGGCUGGCCAAUGGAGAGAGAAUAAAAAUAAGUAAACAACAGUCGGAGAAAAGAAAUUACUGCCGCAGCGGUGGUAAGGGAUGCAAUUUAUGAUGCUGCGUGAAGACGGAGAAACGUAGAAAAGAAGUGCACACAUGACAUAUCCAAAAUACGCUCCACUUGAGAACAGAAGAUUUGAGUGGUCGCAAAUAUAGCGUAGAUUGGAUUCAAUUAGCGCUUGUGUAGUAACUUUGUUUAUGUUUAGUCAAACGGGCGGAAGGAAGUUCGCUGACAGACAAGUUGUUGACAAGUUUGUGAAGAUGUCUGGACGGAACGAGGUUGAGCUGGAGAAGCAAUUUCUGGCCGAUCUUGAGAAGGCCAAGGCGCUGAGUUUGGAGACGUUAGAGCUGGAGAAAAUUCGUAAACAACGCUAUUCGCAACCUGAUCCUUCAGCAUAUGCUGAAUCACGAACUCUCGAAGAAUACAGAAAUUAUCUACAACGAAAGGCUCAGCUCUACCAGGAAGCUCCACAACCGACUGGUCAUGUUUCAAGAAGGGCAUUUAGUUCAGCAUCAGUUCCUCCACCGUCCUCAGGAUCCUCCCGACACAAUAGUGAAAUACGUAACUUUAUACUGGAAGGACAGGAGCAAAGAGCGAAAGACGAGGCAGAUUUGAUAUCGUUCAAUGCGGCACCGUUGCCGGUGCCAAAUCCUCAAGAUGAAGCACAUAAUAAUCUGAAAGAACUGGUAGACCAGAUGCAUCGCUUUAAUUCGCAGAGUUCGUUUGACACAAAUUUGAAAAGUCAACGUAGUUUGAGUAUGCCAACGGCAUCUCCAUUUGGAACAUAUACGACACCUUAUGUCCAGCAGCAGAUUGUACAAAAUAGUAAUCCAGCCUCGAUGCAGUUGGUUCCUUACAAUCAACAAGCGGCCAAAUCAAAACCUCUCACUGCGGACGAAUUGCAACGUUUAUACAAUAUGCCAACAUAUGGUCCAGCUCCUCCCUGUGUGGGACCUCCCCAACCCGGUUUCAUACCUCAGUCCCAAUUUCCCGUUAACUAUUCUCCGUUUCCACCAAGCUAUGUACCUCAAACCACGAAUUAUGUCCCACAACAGCCAGUUCUCCCUGUGGUCACAACCUACGGUUUUAUGCCUCAAUCGCAGGUGUUUACAACCACCUUUGUUAAUUCUGCACCAACACCAGCCGUGGCUAAUCCGGAGUCUGCUGUAGUUCACGUCCCUAAACUGAUUAACCCUCCCUCGACUCUUAACACUCGUCCAUCGUCCCAGCAGCAACAACUUCCGGGUCCAUCCAACUCCAAACCUGUUCCAAGUACAGUUGGAUUGAAUACCACCACCAACAACAACACAACGACUGCAAAUGAAGUUAUCUUUCGUCAGAAAAGUGAUCCCCCUUCCAAACUGGGCGAUAAUUUGAUUGAUUUCGGAAUCGAGGACAAUUCUCGCGUUUCAGUUUUGGAAGCAUUCGAUCCAUUGCUGUGUAGCAAUCAGAGCAGUUCCGGUAGCGGCGGAAGCGAUGAUGACGAUGACGAUGAGCAGAAUGGCGACAAAGACGAUACCGCAUCCACUUACUACGAGGACUACGAUCCGUUCGAUUACAUUUACAGCGGAGGCACACAGUACUCGGAUCCGGUGUACGAGGCGGUGAACCGAUCCGACAAGACGCCCCUCUCUCCGAACAGUAGUGGAUCUGGACCUCCACCGUUCGGAUGGAACAUUCCACAGGGUAGUGGUAUCCAAGGUGGAGAUGGACAGACGGUAAUUGGUGAUCCACCGCCACUCCCGCCAAGAAACACCGACCUGUACCAUCAUCCGAUGCUGGGUGGUGAUGAUGGUACGAAGGGAGUGGCUACGGCUGGCAAUUAUGAGCUCAUGCAGAGGCGGAUUGCCGACAGGCGUUCGGCACCCACGAAGCUGUACGAGAAUGUGGUUGUCAGGAAGAGUUACGACAAGGAAUUGAUAGCGUUCUAUACUAUGGUCAAGCAAUUGAGAGCACAAUAUCGGUACGAUCAACCGGACACAAACGUAGGCCAUGUGGUAGCCUCUGAGUUCGAUAAUCACUAUCCAGAGGGGACCAGUAUAAAGCUGCUUGUACAUCCUUCACUCGAAUGCUUUACAUCGUAUGAUAGUCAAAACAAGGGACAAAUAGAUGGCUACGGUCCACCGAUUCCAUUUACCUGUGAUAUCACAACGGCGGUCGAGCACGUAAUCGCCCAGGUCUACUGCGCUCUGGAGGGCCAGGUGGUGAACGGAGUGAGCGAUUAUAUGCUGAAGGCGAUCGGAAUUCAGGAGAUCCUCCGCACUCGGUCCAAACUGAACCAGCUGCAGUGUGUGCAUAACAGCAUCAAACUGGAACACGACGUCCAGCUGGGAUUCGUUCCGAAAACGCCACGAGUAAUGCAAAGCAUCGCCCGAACUGCGCAGGACGACCAGCGGGACGCGGAACUCAAGUUGGAAAACAUUCUGUCGAAGGAGGCCACCUCGGCGAUCAGUUAUGACGAUUUGAUGAUCCUGUUGGAGACGCUGGAGACGGAGAUCGAUAAGCUGCAAUCGACGGCGGACGAUCAGAGCCGACACACGAUACUGAGCUGCUCGGGGGUGAUUCAAGCGGUGAAGGCAAUUUGCAAUAUGCUCGGUCCAAUCGAUACGCUCGAGAUUACCAAAUCGAUUGACGAUUUGAAGGCUUGCUGUGACGGUGGUCAGACGGUUUACAGUUAUAAUGACUCGUCGGAUUAUAGCAACGGGAGUUUGAGUAUUCUGUCGGAAAGUGGUGAUUACGCUGAGGUGAAACUUCGCCCAAGAACGAUCAAUCAGCAGAUUCGGUAUCGAUGCAACGAAGUGCGGAAUGCCAUCCAGGGGUUGCUGGAGAUUUAUUCGCACGCAUUCCGGGUGAAUUUUUGUGUUAAUACACCUGAGUGGAACACAAACCCUGUCUCAAUUUGCAAUAUCUCCCAGAGUGUGAUGGUGAAUAUUAUGUGUUUGCAUCGGCCUCCGAUUUAUUGGAAGCAUGAUGAGUAUAAUCUGGGCGUUCAAAUUUACCACGGGGCCCGAUAUAUUAGCGAAGCGGUGGUUACGCAGUGUUCUAACGAAAUAAGUGGAAUUUAUCCGCGGCUUAAGUUCAAUUCCUGGAUCAUGUUCCGAAAUUCCGUGUGUACAUUGCCACGCGAAGCGCGAUUGAUAUUUGUGCUGUAUGGUGUUACAAGGGAACCAGUGGAAGGCGAAAAACAAGAAGGGUCCACAAAUGCGGAUUCGUCAUCUCCGGAGGGGAAGGUUACCAAAAUUGAGCUCGGAUGGUCGUCAAUACAGUUCUUCGAUUUCGAGAGGAGAAUGAUUCAAGGUUCCUACUUGCUGUCCUUGUGGCCACCAACUGCGGAAAAAUAUUUUGGACCAGCCCCCGCGAAAGGCACUCACCCACUCGGUUCAGCAUACCCAAUACUGGGUAUCGAAAUACCAAGUUACGGUGGAUCGGUGGUAUUUCCGGAACCGAUCAAAAAUCUUCCACCCUGGACAAAACUGGACUUCAACAGUUUGGAUCGAAAUUUACAGCAGGAACUCAUAGACACAGCCGAGCAAGGCUAUUCGGCGGAUAAGCUCGAAAAACGGGAAGUUCUCUGGGAAAAGCGUCAUUAUUUGCACAGUUUGCCUCACGCUUUGCCGAAGAUACUUCACGCUGCCCAUAGUUGGGAUUACGCUUGCCUUGCGGAUCUACACGCUCUCCUGAAAUCAUGGUCAAAUUUGAGUCCCGUUCAGGCUUUGGAAUUGUUGCUUCCUCGCUACCCCGAUCUGGAGGUCCGUCGGCAAGCCGUUAAAUGGAUAUCCCAAAUGCAAAACGACGAGUUCGUCGAUUAUCUCCCUCAAUUGCUGCAAGCUUUGAAACAUGACACGUACGAAGGAUCCCCACUAGCUCAGCUAUUGUUGCAAAAAUCGCUGGAAUCUCCUCGAAUAGCCCAUCACUUGUACUGGCUGUUGAUCCACAGCCUCCCCGGAGAGGCUCCUCAAAAUAUGAUUGAUAUGGGUCAGAUUGAUGAGACGCUGGUCAUUCAAGCGAGAUACCAUCGCAGAAAUCAACUGAUGCUUCGUGCACUAUUGGCAACCUGCGGUGAAAAGCUAACCUCCAGAUUUCUCUCCCAGAACAUGAUGUGCAAAAAGUUGGGUGAAGUGGCGCAAAGCGUCAAGCUCGCCAAAGAGUCCCACCGACUACAGAUCCUUAAACAAGGCUUGGAAUCGGUGAAUCAGAUGUUGAUUGACAAUCCCACCGUUCUGCCGUUGGGACCGGGGAAUGAAGUAACGGGAGUGAUCGUUCGCAGUUGUAAUUACUUCAACUCCAACACGCUUCCAUUGAAGGUUAAUUUCAUGGGCCCGGAUAAGGUGAUCGUGCCUGCGAUCUUCAAGAGCGGUGACGAUCUCCAGCAGGAUAUGCUAACCAUACAGAUGGUACGAAUCAUGGACAAGCUGUGGCUUCGGGAGGGACUCGAUCUGAAAAUGGUGACGUUCGAUUGCGUCCCGACUAGCUAUAAGAAGGGAAUGAUCGAGAUGGUGUCGGACUCGGAGACGCUGCGCAAAAUCCAGGUCGAGUGGGGUUUGACCGGUUCGUUCAAAGACAAAUCGAUCGCCGAGUGGCUCGCCAAGGUGAACCCUAGUCAAUUAGAAUAUCAGCGAGCUGUGGAGAACUUUACGCGUUCCUGUGCCGGCUACUCGGUGGCCACGUAUAUUCUCGGUAUUUGUGAUAGGCAUAAUGAUAACAUUAUGCUCAAAACUUCGGGACACUUGUUCCAUAUAGAUUUCGGUAAAUUUUUAGGAGAUGCACAAAUGUUUGGUAAUUUUAAGAGAGAUCGCACACCCUUCGUCCUGACCUCAGAUAUGGCCUAUGUGAUAAACGGAGGUGAUCGGCCUUCGGCCAAGUUCCACAAGUUUGUGGACCUUUGCUGCACUGCAUUUAAUAUUGUGCGCAAGCAUGGCGAUCUGAUAUUGCACAUGUUCGCUCUCAUGACCACUUCCGGGAUACCAGGGGUCACGGUGGAAGCGGUCAAUUACGUACGUAACGCACUGCUGCCCGGUCAAUCGAAUCCGGAGGCUGCGGCUUCUUUCGCGAAAAUGAUCCAUAUUUCGCUCAAGUCAUGGUUUACGCAGUUCAAUUUCUUCUUGCACAACAUUGCCCAAAUGAAAUUCUCCGCCGACAGUGACGACGGAGAGCUGCUGAGCUUUGUACCGAGGGUUUAUACUAUGGCACAGGAUGGACGCCUCAAGUCUGUGACCGUCCACGGUUUCCAGAAGCGAUACGAUUUGGAAAAGUAUUAUACAUACAUUCUAAAGGUCACCCGCCAGAAUCAACCAGACCCAGCGUACCUGUUUCGUUCGUAUAAAGAGUUUUGCGAGUUUCACCAGAAACUCUGCAUACACUUCCCACUGGCAAAGCUACACAGUCUCCCCUCUGGCAUCCACGUCGGUCGGUCGAAUGUUAAAACGGUAGCCGAACGUCGUCUUCCAGAGAUUCGUCACUUUUUGAUCUCCUUGUUCAACUCGGCGGACGAAAUUGCACAUUCCGAUUUAGUUUAUACAUUCUUCCAUCCGCUGUUACGCGACCAACAAGAGGCCGAUAUACACGCCGCCAAGGUUAAAGGCAAUCGCACGAUCGUUGACGAGAACCAGCAGCCCCGUGGUGAGAUUAAGUUCUCGCUGCAGUACCAUCGGGAUGCGCUGAUCGUGAUGGUACAACAUGCGCGAUCGCUGCCCUCGACGCCGAACAACCCGGAACCGAAUACGUACGUGAAGGUGUAUCUGCGCCCGGAUCAAUCCAAAUCGACCAAACGGAAAACGAAAGUGGUGCGCAAAAACUGCAACCCCAGCUUCAUGGAAACGCUUGAGUAUCGUCUUCCGCUGGAGUUCAUCCAGAAGAAAACGCUGGAAGUGACCGUGUGGUCGCACGAUUCGCUACAAGAAAAUGCAUUCCUCGGAGGCUACCGUCUGCCGCUGGUCGAGCUAGAUUUGCGGCACGAGAUCAACGAAUGGUUUCCGCUUAGCUAUUUACCGAGAUCACAUUGACGGGCAAGAAGAACUCAUCCCUCUCGAUAGGUUUUUCUAUACGUAUUUUUACGGGAUAUUAUUUUUGCAUAGCAGUAUAUUAUUUACAAGUGUGUUUAAUUAAGCUUUCCAAUAUACAAGGUUUGUGUUGUGUUGAACCAUGAGCAACGGUUGCUCCGACGGAAGAAAACUAUUAAGCAAAAGAAUUUAUUUACAAUAACCUCUCACUGAGGGGAACACUCACAGGUAUAGAUAAGCUAAUGAAGUGUAUUAAUGUCUCGUUAACGCAAGAACAUGUUUUGCUUACGACCAGUCUAUGUUCGAUUAGUAUUUCUCUGUUGAUACUAUCAAAUGGCUGCAAUCAACUAUGUUUCAUAGAUGUUAAAUAUGAGAACAAUGGAUGCCAGAAAGGAAAUAUUCAAUGAAAUGUGUUAAAAACGUUAACACUGUUUUAGAAUAACGAUGCGCACGAAUUUAAUAACUUUGUUCAGAAAACAUUCGCGAUGUAUAAAAUGAUUCAGUAUAGUCCUCCUUAACGCCAGUAUGAGUAACACACAUGUGGUCACGCAGCUUUCGUUUUCUUAGUCGCAGUUGAUAUAAUAAAAAAAUGAGUGUAUGAAAAAUUAUUUUGCUUCACUUGCAAUAUUUAUACUUAUUGUGCUUCGUCGGAUUGGCAUUAUUUGAUUCACUGAAGAAGAAAAGCUGAUAAAAUCACCAAUCGUUAGAUGAUACGUUUACCUGAAAAAGAAAUAUAUUGGCAUUUCUUAUUGUAACAUAAAA